Symbiodinium natans is the source of this 1332-nucleotide messenger RNA. The record is from the annotation of a GenBank genome assembly. Lineage: Eukaryota; Dinophyceae; Suessiales; Symbiodiniaceae.
AUGGGUGUCCGUACACGUCGAAAGGCCGUCUUCGCCUUGGUGGUCUGCGGAGCCUGCUGUCUUUCCUGGAGGCAUGGCACACGCACCAGCCUCACUCGGCACGAGAGCUUCGUGCCUGGCCUGACAAGCCUUGAGACGAAGAGCCGGCCCGACACACAUGAACAUGCCGCGGCUGACCUCGAUGCGGUCAAGACAGCUGGACCUGCGCCUUCCGGCGCAGCUGCCCAGGUUUCCAACCCCAUGGAAAGCGAGUUGCUUUGGAAGUGUGUCAGCAUGUUCAACGCCAUGAUGUGGGGAGGUAGCAUUGUAUCAUCCAAAGCUGGCAUUGAUGCGCUGGCAUCUGCUGGCUUUGAGGAGCCUGGUGUGCUUUUUGGAGCACUGCGCUUCACCGUUGCCACGCUGUGCUUGUCGCCCUGGCUUUUCUCUUCCAGUUCGCUGCAGAGCACGCUCGGCUCCUGCAAGGUUGGGGCCUUCUAUGGGGCAGGAUACGUGGCAAUGUUCCUAGCCCUGGGAUUGGGAACUACGGCAGCGAAGACCUCCUUCUUCGGCUCGCUCCAAGCCGUCGUCUGUGCAGGAAUCACCUGCAUCGUUACGGGGCGAUUGAAUAUGGGCACCCUGGCCGCGGCCGUAAUCGCCGUCACAGGAGUCGCAAUCCUGGAAUUUGCCGGCGGUGGCUCACUGGAGUUGGGCAUCGGUGACCUGGUUUGUAGCCUGGUUCCGCUCUCCUUCGGCGCAGGAUGGUACGUGCUUGGCAGAACGAUGAAAGAUCAUCCACAGGAUACGCUACCCUCGACGGCAAUUCAGCUUGCAAUGACGGCCCUGGCGAAUGUCGGCUGGCUCACCUGGCAGAAGGGUGGGCUCGCGGCUGCGGAGCUGGGCAUGCAGCUCCCACAGCUUCUCCAGGCGCCGGGUCUCCUCGGACCUCUCUGCUUCUCAGCGCUCGUGGGCAACGUGCUUACCAUGUGGCUGGCCAACGAAGCCCUCCGCAGGGUCAAGGGCUCCGAUGUGGCUCUCAUUGCAGCCUCCGAGCCACUCUGGGCGGCCGUGGCUGCCAUGGCGCUUCUGGGUGACGUGCUGCAGCCCCAUGAAAUCCUCGGAGGAGCUUUGCUCAUUGGAGCCGUUGUGUGCAAUGAGACUUGGGCACAGGAACCGGUCGCAGACGGUGACGGCGUGGACGCUCCUGAUGCUGAUUCGGACCGCGCGGCGCGGUCUCGAACCCUCUCCGCCCCAUACCUGGCCCGGCUGGUGGCCGUUCAGCUCCGCAAGGGGACCAAGCUGGUGCUGCCCACGGCCCGAGCCGCAAGCCCAUCGCACCCCCGCGACAGGCACUGA